AUGUCGCCUGCGCUCGCGGCGAUCGCUGGCCGGCUCUCCACCUGCCGCACGCGUACACUCCGCGGUAGUGCCGGUGGCGCUCUGUUACAAUCACUGUGGCAUCGUUUCUCGUCUCCAGGGCGCCACAAAGCCCUGACGUCGCCUCCUGCGAUCAGACCACGCGGAUUCUGUGCCGCAAGGCACCGGAACGCCUCCGCAUCGGUGCGGGACUCGCGGACAAUGGCGAGCGGUGGUGCUUCAUCAGCGCCCUGCCGAAUUGCGGUCGCGCAGAUGACCAGCACGGACGACCACGAGCAUAAUCUGCGCACAUGCACGCAAAUAGCCGAGAGCGCGCGCGACAGGGGCUGCCAGAUGCUACUGCUCCCCGAAUGCUUCGCCUUUCUGGGCCGGAAUCAGGAUGCCACUCUGGCGCAAGCCUCGCCCCUGGACGGCCCGAUCUUCGAGUCAUACCGCAAGCUCGCCCGGGACACCGGCCUGUGGCUCUCGUGCGGCGGCUUCCACCAGGCGUCCCCGGACGCGGCCUCGCGGAAGCUCCUCAACACGCACGUUGUCCUGGACGCGCACGGAAACAUAGUCGCCGAGUAUCGCAAAGUUCAUCUCUUCGACGUGGACGUCCCCGACGGCCCCGUGCUCAUGGAGAGCCGCGCCACCGCGCCGGGCGACCGCCUCGUCGCGUGCGACUCCCCCGCGGGCCGCCUCGGGCUGACGGUGUGCUACGACGUGCGGUUCCCAGAAGUGUAUCAGAGACUGGCGUUCGAUUUCGGGGCGCAAGUGAUGCUCGUGCCGUCGGCGUUCACGCGGCCGACGGGGGCCGCGCACUGGGAGGUGCUGCUGCGGGCGCGCGCCAUCGAGACGCAGGCGUACGUGGUGGCGGCGGCGCAGGCGGGGGAGCACCCCGGCGGGCGCGCGAGCUGGGGCCACAGCAUGGUCGUGGACCCGUGGGGCGAGGUCGUCGCGAAGCUCGACGACCCCGAUGCGACAGGGAUCGCGGUGGCGGAAAUAGACCUGGAGAAGAUGGCGCGCAUCAGAGAGCGCAUGCCGAUCGCCGCGCACCGCGCAGCAGGGCGGCCCGCCGUGUUCGCGGACGCCCCGCACGAGCUCUAG
Pedinophyceae sp. YPF-701 is the source of this 1104-nucleotide messenger RNA. Lineage: Eukaryota; Viridiplantae; Chlorophyta; Pedinophyceae. The record is from the annotation of a GenBank genome assembly.